Messenger RNA from Misgurnus anguillicaudatus (oriental weatherfish), 6719 nucleotides. NCBI's taxonomy places the organism in Eukaryota, Metazoa, Chordata, Actinopteri, Cypriniformes, Cobitidae. The record is from RefSeq and is a predicted model, not a curated record.
AACGGACCAUUUCUACCUGGAUAUUCAAUGUCAGAUAUGCAACUCUGCUCCUGGCCAGGGGCUCAAAUUGGUUUGGCCCUUCUGGCACUCCUGUGUCAUACUGUAAUUGCUGUGGAGAGACGCUAUUACAUUGCAGCGGUCAAUAUACAAUGGGACUACACAUCUGAUACAUCUGAUGUACAGCAAAGGGCUGGACCAACUUAUAAAAAAACAGUAUACAGAGAAUAUGAUGCAGGAUUUACAAAGGCUAAAACACAUCCCUCGUCCUCAGGACUACUUGGGCCAACAAUACGGGGACAAGAGGGUGACACGAUCGUUGUCACGUUCAAAAACAUGGCUGAUCAUCCGUGUAGCAUCCACCCACAUGGCAUUACUUAUGGGAAGCAGUCAGAGGGAUCGUUGUACUUUGACAACACUAUACUCUUGGAGAAAGAGGAUGAUGUCAUUUUACCUGGAAAAGAGCACACGUAUUAUUGGGAGGUAACAUCUGAGGUGACCCCUUUGGCUGCGGACCCACCAUGCAUCACCUACACAUACCUUUCCCAUGUUGACAUCGUCAAAGACUACAAUACAGGGUUGAUUGGUGCACUGCUGAUCUGCAAGAAAGGUGCCUUAGAUGACUCUGGAAAUCAGAUUAAUUUCCAUCAGGAGGCAGUGCUAUUGUUUGGUGUGUUUGAUGAAAACAUGAGCUUGAACAGCACUGACGGCCCUCCACAGGCACAGAAUAUUAAAUACACCAUCAAUGGCUAUACAAAUGGCUCCGUACCUGAUCUGAGCAUCUGUGCUCACUCUAAAGUCAGCUGGCACAUGCUGGGAAUGAGCUCUGAGCCUGAGCUCUUCUCUGUGCACUUCAAUGGGCAAGUUCUUCUCCAUUAUGAUCACAAAACCUCAGCCAUUGGCAUUAUUAGUGGCACUGCCACUAGUGCCAGUAUGACUGCGGUCUUUCCAGGCCGCUGGCUUUUCUCCUCUCACAUUAGCCGGCAUUUGGAAGCUGGUUUGCAUGGUUACCUGAAUAUUAGGACAUGUGAACAGUUCCCAGCACCUAAAAGAAGAUUAACCAUUCAACAAAAAGAAGAAAGCCAGGAGUGGACUUACUAUAUAGCAGCAGAAGAGGUCUUGUGGGAUUAUGCGCCAAAUAUGCCGGAAAACAUAGAUUGGAAUUUCCGAUCAAAAUAUUUAAAGCAGGGGCCUCAGCGGAUAGGUAAAAAAUACAAAAAGGCUGUGUUUACACACUAUAAAGAUGGCACGUUUAAAGAGAGAGCGGAGGAUAAGCAGAGAAAGAAGGAACUUGGCAUUCUGGGCCCAGUGAUAAGAGCCCAGAUCAGAGAUGUCAUAAAGAUUGUUUUUAAAAACAAGGCAUCACGUCCAUACAGCAUCUAUCCUCAUGGACUGACCAUAGAUAAAUCAGCAGAAGGAGCCAGUUAUCCUGCAGGAGGAAACCAGACGCAUGGCGUCCAGCCAGGAGAGACCUACACAUAUGUAUGGAAUGUGGGUGAAGAGGAUGAACCAACAGACAGUGACUCAAGAUGUCUGACCAGGAUGUAUCACAGUGCAGUGGACACUCCUCGAGAUAUCGCUUCUGGUCUUGUGGGUCCUCUGCUCAUAUGUAAAAGUCAGUCCCUCAACAAAAAAAACGUCCAGCUUAAAUCCGACAAGGAACAGCAUGCUAUGUUUACUGUUUUUGAUGAGAACAAGAGCUGGUACCAUGAUGAGAACAUCAACACAUACUGCAGUGACCCCAAAAAGGUCAAAAAAGAUGAUCCAGAGUUUUACAAAUCAAAUGUUAUGCACACCAUCAAUGGUUACGUGUAUGAAAGUGGCGCGGAACUGGGAUUUUGUCAUGGUGAAAUUGUAACCUGGCAUGUGUCCAGUGUUGGGGAGCAAGAUUAUAUCCAGACCACAACUUUUUAUGGCCAUAUAUUUGAGCUGAAAAACAGGGAAGAGGAUAUGCUCAGUCUAUUUCCCAUGACUGGAGAAACUAUCAGUAUGGAAAUGGUUAAUAUUGGCAUUUGGCUUUUAGCAUCACUGAACUCUCACGAUUCCACUAAAGGAAUGAGGGUGAAAUUCAAAGACCUUGAAUGCUUCAGAGAUUAUGUUAUGGAAGAGGAUUAUGACAAACAAGAAACAUUCACCGUAUUGAAACCUCAGCUCAACAUUGAAACUGUAAAAGAAAAACCCAAGCCAACCGUCCCUACUGAAGUUGACUUAGACACCGAAAUCUAUGCUGAUCUUUUGAAAUUGAGGACGUUUAGAAACACAAGUACAGAUAGUGAACUUCUAGACCUUUCUUUUCUUGAUCAUGAUGAUAGAAUCUUUUUGAGUACUGAAGAUGUAAAGAAUGAAAUGGACAAAUCUCACAAUGCUGACAAACCAGAAACAUUCACAGUUUUGAAACCUCAGCUCAACAAUGAAACUGUAAAAGAAAAACCCAACCCAACCAUCCCUACUGAGGCUGACAAGGAUACCGACAACUCUGCUGAUAUUUUGAACUUGAGGACGUUUAGAAACACAAGUACAGAUAGUGAACUUCUAGACCUUUCGUUUUUUGAUCAUGAUGAUAGUAUCUUUCUGAGAACUGAAGAUGUAAAGAAUGAAAUGGACAAAUCAUUCAUUGCUACUUUAGCAUCUUCUAAUCAGACUCGCGCUGAAAAUGUAUCAACCGAUGGGGCUGAUUUGGAAAAACAGCUUUUAAAUCAAAAUGUUAUGAAUGAAAUUACAGUAGAGGGAUCACUAAACAUCACCAGCACUUUUGAUUAUGAUUCAGAGAUCGUGGCCAACAAUAAAACAAACUCUGAAACACACUUUCCAGUUCGCAGUGCAUCAGUAGGGCCAGUUAACAAAACCGCAAGUAUCUCUACGAACGCCACAAAUUUUCUGAAAAAUUCUUCUAUUGGAAAUGUAUCUUUUCAUUACUAUGGAAAUUCAUCACUAGAAAUGAUGAAUGAAACAGACAGUGUCUUCGCUAAUACUACUCAUCUUUCAUUUAAUGGAAAAAAACUCACCCUAGAAGAACCAACAAAUGAACCACACAGUCUCUCUUCAAAUACAAGUGUAAACUUAUCUGCUCUAGAAAAUAUCUUCACGAAUUCAACAAAUUUUCUGGAUAGUGUUAGAAAUUCCUCUAUAGGGAAUCCAUCUUCCCAUUACUAUGGAAAUUCAUCUCUAGAGAUGAUGAAUGAAACAGACAGAGACCUUUCAUUUAAUGGAAGAAACUUCUCCCUGGAAGAACCAAUGAAUGAAACAAACAGUCUUUCUCUGAAUACAAGUGUUAACUCAUCUGUUCCAGUCGGUGACAGAAAUAUUCCUGUGGAGGAUGAUGGUAAAGAUUUGACUUCAACUGAAGAAAUGCAUCUGUUAUCAAACCAAACCUUAGAAUAUGAUGUGCCAAACAAAACAGACUUGCAAAAUGAGCAAUCCUCUCUAAACAGCACAAGUACUGUGGAUGAUAACAGUGAAAUUUCAAGUCACUCCUUCAUUUACAGUGUGUCCAGCUCUGACUCUCUCUACAACAGAUCAGAACCACAAGAGGAGGAGGAUUUUGUGCUAUUAGACGGUGAGCACCUCUUAAAAAUUUCAAAGGAUGAAAAGACUUUUGAUGUCUUACCAACAGUACUUCCCAAGAACACCACACAAGACUUUUCAGAGAGCACAGAUGAUCCGUUUACAAACACAACAGGGAUGAGCAUUCAAGAGCUCAAUGGCACACGGUGGAAUUACACUACACCCUACCUAAAUUUUUCAGCACCGUCUACAAACAGCACCAUCAUCUCAAACACAACUUUAUCAUACAGUAAUGAUACAUUUGAAAUUCUAAAUAAUGUAUCCCCGCUUUUCCACUCAAACAGUACGGAGAAUAUCUCCGUCUCCCUUGGGUAUUCCAAUGUUUCAUCCACGAUGAACAGCUCCGAAGAUAGUCUGGAAGAAGUUGCCAUCUAUCUGAAGAACAACCACAGUGAGGUCAUACUCACAUCUCCUCUCAACUCAAAGGAAGAGCACUGGGGUUAUGAAGGCACACAUGAACUGGUUCAAAUGGAAAUGCCGGAUGAAAUGAAGAAAUACAUCACAGACCAACCAGCAGCAAAAAUAAACAAUCCUAAAAAGAAGAAGGUUGUUCACCACAGGGUGAAGCCCAGAAAAGGGCACGCCAUAAAGACGAAAAAGAGGAAAGAGUAUAAGCCACAGCCACCCUCUAAUGUGUCUCCAAUGGGUCUAUCUCCUCGAGGUUUCGCACCUGCUGGGUUAACACCAAGAGGAAUCAGGCCUGUUUCUAGUGAGGAGGAACUAGGGAACAAGGCCAUUGUAAUAGGAGUGCCAAGAAAGGAUUUCAAAGAUUAUGACUUAUAUGUUCCAAACCAAGUGGAGGACUUUGAAGAUUUUCUUCAUAAGCCAGAAGAAUAUGAAUUUGUGGAGUACAAAGAUCCUUAUAGCGCAGCGGUAGAUGUUCAAAGUAUGGAAUUUGAUGCAACAUCUCAAAAUUUCUUAAAGAAGGCUGAGGACAAAAACACAAGAACGUACUUCAUCACAGCAGAGGAGGAGGAAUGGGAUUAUGCUGGUUUUGGGCAAAAGAGGGUUGAUAAGCCACCUACAAACGAGAGGCAAACAGCUUUUAAAAAAGUGGUGUUUAGGAAGUACUUGGACAGCACCUUUAGCAUCCGAGACAUCCGGGGAGAAAUGGAUGAACAUCUGGGUAUUCUGGGCCCGGUUAUUAAAGCCGAAGUUGACCAGACGAUCAUGAUAUUUUUCAGGAACCGUGCCAGUCGUCCAUACUCUCUGCAUCCAAACGGAGUACACUACUUAAAGCAGAUGGAAGGUCUGAGUUAUGAAGAUCAAUCGCCUUAUUGGUACAAGCAGGACGAUGCUGUUCAACCCAAUAGCUCUCAUGUCUACAUAUGGACUGUAAAUUCCAAAUCUGGACCACAAAACAAUAAGUCUGACUGUCGAACAUGGACAUACUACUCUGGAGUAAACCCUGAGAGAGAUAUAAACUCUGGGCUAAUUGGGCCGCUUCUGGUCUGUAGGAAGGGAACACUGGCUGAACUGGCUAUGGACAGAAGAGAGUUUGUUCUACUCUUUAUGACUUUUGAUGAGAAUAAAAGCUGGUACUAUGAGGAAAACUGGGCGAGAAUUGAGAGGAAAAACAGAAGAGCAGUAUUGGAUCCAAAUUUCCAUGAAAGUUUGAAAUUUGACGCCAUCAAUGGUAUUAUCUACAGCCUGAAAGGACUUCGAAUGUACACAAACCAAUUAGCCAAUUGGCACCUGAUCAACAUGGGCUCUCCAAAAGAUCUUCAUAGUGUCCAUUUUCAUGGUCAAACAUUCAUAAAUAAGAACGUAAAGGACCACCGCCAGGGUGUUUACCCACUUUUACCAGGUGGAUUUGCUACACUGGAGAUGUUGCCUUCAAAGCCUGGCCUAUGGCUGCUGGAGUCUGAGGUUGGACUCUCCCAGCAAAGAGGAAUGCAGACCCUCUUUCUCGUGUUAGAUAACGUUUGUGACCACCCACUCGGUCUCAUCUCUGGGACUGUGAAAGAUGAACACAUUACAGCAUCUGACUCUAGAGGACACUGGCUUCCUCAUCUGGCCAGACUACAUAACACAGGGAAGUACAAUGCAUGGAGUACAACACAGACAGGACAGUAUAUUCAGGUGGACUUCCAGAGGCCGGUGGUGAUUAGUAAAGUUUCCACGCAGGGAGCCAAGCAAUUAGGAACCCAUAAUUUUGUGCUUAACUACACCAUUUCCUACAGCACAGACAAAAGGAAGUGGAUCUUCUAUAAGGGAGACAGUGAUGCUAUCCGAAAGAAUUUCGAAGGGAACAGGGACGCUUAUGAGGUAAAGGAGAACAUAUUUUUCCCACCUUUGAUUGGUCGAUAUGUGAGGCUGCAUCCUUUACAGUCUUACAACUAUCCAACUGUUCGUUUGGAGUACUUCGGAUGUGAGCUUGAUGGUUGCUCUGUGCCAUUGGGAAUGCAAAGUGGCGAUAUUACCGAUAAUCAGAUCACUGCCAGUACUGUGGCAUUCAAUUGGUACACCAAACAUUGGCAUCCUUGGUAUGCACGCUUAAAUAAACAAGGAACUACCAAUGCUUGGCAAGCCAAGAACAAUGACAUGCAGCAGUGGAUCCAGGUGGAAUUUCCAAUUGCGAAGAAGAUAACUGGCAUUAUUACACAAGGGGCCAAAUCAUUAUAUACGGAGAUGUUUGUGACAACAUUUGCUCUUGAGUACAGUGAUGAUGGGAAGAAAUGGAUGAAGUAUACUGAUGAUAAGAAGUAUGCGCAAAAGGUUUUUCAAGCCAACACGGAUAACAAUAGUCAAGUAAAGAACUUCAUCUACCCACCGAUAUUUUCCAGAUUCAUCCGUGUUGUUCCAAUACGAUGGCAGAGCAGCAUCACUAUGAGGAUUGAGCUGCUUGGUUGUGAUUUUUGAAUAAAAACUAUGCCCUCUUUCACUGAAAUGACAAUAUAUUGUGUAGAAUUAAAUAUGUAUAAAAGUGGGACGGGCGAACGUAUAACUGUCCUUACAGGUUAAAUGUUUUUGUUUUACAUGGAGAAAAAUCAUAUCUAUAUAUAGUGUACGUGCGCCACCUAGUGCUGGCAAAAUGUCUACAUGCUCAGAUUUGGUCAGUCAGGAUUUACAGCGAAAUCCUUUUUGCUCACGUUAUGCAAAAAAGAAAUCUUUAUAUAAAUAAAUUCAAAUAUGUGUUAAAUAUGUCAAAUGUUGAA